Polypterus senegalus (gray bichir) is the source of this 1468-nucleotide messenger RNA. Its product is annotated as killer cell lectin-like receptor subfamily G member 1. NCBI's taxonomy places the organism in Eukaryota, Metazoa, Chordata, Cladistia, Polypteriformes, Polypteridae. Bases 135 to 1007 code for a protein of 290 amino acids. The transcript is spliced from 8 exons. The record is from RefSeq and is a predicted model, not a curated record.
UGGUAGAUUUAGAACCUGAAGCCAUUAAAGAGGAGCAAAUGCAUGAGACUGUUCAACAAAGAGUGGUCUGCUCAUCCCUGAAGACAGAAGACAGCCAGUAGAAAAGAAGGGUCAGUGACACUGAGGCCAAAGCUAUGGAGGUCACUUACUCCCAAGUGGAAGAUGGUCAGUCAAGUGGACAAUUAAGAAGUCAACAGAAAGGCCCAGCAUCAGAUCAGCAGAGCAGCAAUGACAGGAUAGAAGAGUAUACCUACCAAGAGCUUCAGAAAAGGGAACUCGAGGUCUACUCAUCGUUAGAGACACAAGACCAGAAAAAGAGAGAAAGGCCAGAGCUUGAAAGGUUGGUAUAUUUAGAACCUGAAGCCAUGAAAGAGGAGCAAACAUAUGAGACUGUUCAACAAAGAGUGGUCUGCUCAUCCCUGAAGACAGAAGACAACCAAGAGAAAGGAAGGGUCAGUGACACUGAGGCCAAAGAGCACGGAAUCUCCUCAUUUUGCUGUAAGCUCUUUAUGCUCCUCAUAAUCCUCACAAUAGUGAUUGGUGUAGUGAUCUAUCUGUUGGUGAGAGGCAGCAAAAGCGGUGGUGGUGGAAGAAAUACAUUGAACUCCAAUGAUUCAUUAAAGAAGAGCCUUUUCACAAGACUGGGAGACCACUAUUACUAUUUCUCUGUAGUGGAAAAAACAUGGUUGACCAGCGUGGACUUCUGUGCAAGGCAUCAAAUACCUCUUGUUGAAUUUAAGGAUCGAAAAGAGUUGGGCGCAGUUUUACAGCACAUGAGGAGCCACAAAAUGAAGGACAGCUACUGGAUUGGACUGAAGAAAAGAGCCACUGGGUCAGUCUGGAAAUGGGAGGAUGGUACCCAGUUUAAUCCACAGAGAUUUACUUCUAAUAGUCACUCAUCCCAAGGAUGUGCCAUGAUAAGAAGUGACGGCAUCAAAGCUUCCGAUUGUUUAAAUAAAAACAAAUUUAUCUGUAAGAGUAGAAGAGUGAAGAAUUCCACAGGAUGAGAAUAAAUGUGGUAAAAUGUGUCCCCUAUUAUUUGCAAUGUCCUUGUCAAUAGUCACAUUUAUACUUUGCUUAUCUAAUUCACAAUAGCAAAUGUCUAAAUGACAAACAAAAAGAAAUUUCUCUAUAAAAAUUGGAUGGUAAAUUAUGAAAGAGUUGUCUUUAAAGCCAAUCAUCACAGAUGAGCAAGUUUGAAGAUAUUUCACAGUAAAAAUAGUUUUUUGCUUUAAACACAGCCUACAUUUUUGUUCACAAAGUGCACACCUGAAGCCCCCUGGCAAUGUUCAUUGAGCUAAAUAACUUGGUGAGUUCUUCUGAUGCCAUCUUUUUAGACACAUUAAUGUCAAGUGCUUGUUUGUCAGUUAAAUGGAGGCCUGCUGUUGCAGUUUGUUUGAAGGAGUCUAUCAGAAAAGUUUCUAAAAUUUGUGAGGUUUGCUUUUUCAUUUUAGGAUUUUUAUUUUUA